This is a messenger RNA of Phalaenopsis equestris, 1415 nucleotides long. RefSeq lists its product as uncharacterized. The transcript has 6 exons. Gene Ontology annotation, cellular component: Smc5-Smc6 complex; nucleus. NCBI's taxonomy places the organism in Eukaryota, Viridiplantae, Streptophyta, Magnoliopsida, Asparagales, Orchidaceae. Gene Ontology annotation, molecular function: ubiquitin-protein transferase activity. The record is from RefSeq and is a predicted model, not a curated record. The coding region runs from base 229 to 1257 and encodes 342 amino acids. Gene Ontology annotation, biological process: double-strand break repair via homologous recombination; DNA damage tolerance.
AUCUCAGCGUCGCCCUCGUUGGCUAUCAAUUUCGCAGCACAAGCCCGCAUUUUUCCCGCCAGUAGAAGAGGCGAAGGAAAGCAUCUUUCAUCUCCCUCUUACUCUCUCACAGAGAUCAUUAGGGUUUCCUUUGGCGUGGAUUUGUUUCUUGGUCAACCCUUUGAAGCCAAUUGCUUUCGCUUACCCGACGAGAGUUAGGGUUUUUAGAUCGGUGGUUGAUGCGUCAGAAUGGCACCGUUGGGUUGGGAACACCACGCUUUAAUUCAGGCGCUUUUGUCUCGUGGCCCGCUAAAGGAGCGAGAGUUUCACGACAUUUUCGCUGGUAUCACUGGGAAAAAUCCAGUUACACACAAGCAACUGUUCAAUGAUUGUCUGCUCAAGAUAAACAAGUGGUUGGAUUUUGUCCAAUUUGAGCUACGAGCAUGCAUGGACCAAUAUGAUGGAAGCAUUUAUUAUGGAAUUGUUAACAAUGUUUCUGAUGAGCAAUCCAAGCUUGGAACAAAGUAUUCUGUACCACAGAUUGUGUUUUAUAAGGCUAUUUUAGAAGCAAUGGUUUUGAAGGGAAUGAAUCAAGGAUGUAUAACCAGUAUUGAUGCUCUAAAUAUUCGCCUGGAAAAUCAGGUCCAGGAUGGACAGGCUCCACAGGACAGCCAAUCUCGUAUACCUGCAGCAUUUAAGACUUUCACUAUUUCUCAGAAAGAAAAAACUCUCAGUGAACUCAUACGGGACCAGUGGCUGUCGUCUACUUCAGAUGGUACAAUUGGUCUUGGGAUCCGUUCUUUUCUCGAUUUGCGUAGUUGGUUUCUCAAUAAUGAGGUUGUAACAUGCCAUGUCUGCAAUGAAGCUGCUAUAAAGGCUGAACAUUGUCCCAAGGAAGGAUGCCCUAUCCGUAUGCACAAUUACUGUCUAACGAAAAUUUUCAAGCGUAAGCAGAUUGCAAGAGUUUGUCCUGUCUGUGCCACUGAAUGGCACCCUUCUGAUUGCCAUGAAGAAGUAGAAGAAAAGGUGAUAGAGGCUUCCUUACAUAUUAAUGAAGUCCUAAACAUUCCUUACCCACGUAAAAAGAGGACAAGAAACUUGAAAGCAGAAUUGUUUACAGCUGAUGAAGCUCAAAGCCAAAUGAUUUCUGGUCCUGCUCUGAGGAAGAGGCUGAGGAGCUGCAAAAAUGAAAUCAUGGAGACCGAGGAUGCGGAACCAUCUCGCUCGUUACCUGGUUCCACUAUUGGUAUGAGAACUCGCCGAUCUGGACGCAUAUAGUUUAAUCAUUCUUGCUCUGCUGCUUAUAUGAGCUGAAGCAUGAGCUCUGUUCCAUUUUUGUAAUGUAUAGUUGAGAACUUUUAUUACUGUUUUUGUUCUGUCGUUGUUAGUCUUAUGAAUCGUAGGACUAGUGAUCAUAUUUUGGUUAUAAAUGCAUC